Messenger RNA from Carassius carassius (crucian carp), 3366 nucleotides. RefSeq names its product doublecortin-like kinase 1b (gene dclk1b). Gene Ontology annotation, molecular function: ATP binding; protein kinase activity. The coding region runs from base 239 to 2491 and encodes 750 amino acids. The record is from RefSeq and is a predicted model, not a curated record. NCBI's taxonomy places the organism in Eukaryota, Metazoa, Chordata, Actinopteri, Cypriniformes, Cyprinidae. Gene Ontology annotation, biological process: protein phosphorylation; intracellular signal transduction. The transcript has 16 exons.
GCGAGGGAUGUUCUAAGUCUAACGUAAAGAGCGCAAGGGGCAGACAGACACCGGCUGCAGCCCAUCCGCCCCAUCCCAUCCAGCACAGCAGAGCACAUGAUUCUCUCCUCCUGCUCUUAAAACCAUCACUAGCAUCCUCUGGAAGAGAUGACAAGCCAUUAGAUGUGUGCUUUCAUAUCGACUGUGCUCAUCGGAUACACUCGCACAAAGAUAGCCUACUACAGCCCCGGGUGUUGACAUGGAGCUGGAGCAUUUCGACGAACGGGACAAAGCACAAAGAUACAGCCGUGCGGGUUCACGUGCGAACGGCCUCCCGAGCCCCACGCACAGCGCCCACUGCAGCCUAUACCGAACCCGGACCCUACAGGCUUUGAGCUCGGAAAAGAAAGCCAAGAGGGUCCGGUUCUACCGCAAUGGAGACCGGUACUUCAAAGGGAUUGUGUACGCUAUUUCCAAUGACAGAUUCCGCUCUUUCGAUGCUCUGCUCGCAGACCUCACCCGCUCCCUAUCAGAUAAUGUUAAUCUGCCUCAGGGCGUCCGGACCAUUUAUACCAUUGAUGGGUCGAAGAUUACCAGCAUGGACCAGCUGGUGGAAGGUGAGAGUUACGUAUGUGGAUCAAUUGAGCCUUACAAGAAUCUGGAAUACACAAAGAAUGUCAACCCCAACUGGUCAGUCAACGUCAAGACCGCUGCAUCGGCACGAGCGCCCACCUCUCUGGCAAGCGCCAAGGCUGUUUCAAUAGAAACCAAGGAUAACAAGGAUUUCAUCCGACCCAAACUGGUGACCAUAAUCCGCAGCGGGGUGAAGCCUCGGAAAGCCGUGCGUAUACUUCUCAACAAGAAGACGGCCCAUUCAUUUGAGCAGGUUCUCACGGAUAUCACAGAUGCCAUCAAACUGGACUCUGGAGUGGUCAAGAAGCUUUAUACGGUGGAUGGUAAACUGGUGGCAUGCCUUCAGGACUUCUUUGGUGAAGAUGAUAUAUUUAUUGCCUGUGGCCCAGAGAGGUUCCGCUACCAGGAUGACUUCUUGUUGGAUGAGAGUGAGUGCAGGGUGAUGAAAUCGCAGUCCUAUGGCCGUAUUUCUCCCAUGCAGGGCCGCUGCUCUCCCCGCAGCAGUGGACCUUCGAGAAGGAGCAAGUCCCCUGGUUCCAGCAGCUCAGUUAACGGUACAGCAGGUAGUCAGCUCUCGACCCCACGGUCAGGCAAAUCUCCCAGUCCAUCUCCCACCAGUCCAGCCAGUCUGAGAAGACGAAGGGGCUCUCAGCACAGUGGCUCCUCCCUCUCUCUGGCCUCCACCAAGGUGUGCAGCUCCAUGGACGAGGGCGAUGGGCCGGCCAGUGAAGCUGAGCUGAUUGAGGAUUGUCCUCAGGUUCCUGCCUCCAUAGCCGAAAGGUACAAGGUGGGACGGAUGAUCGGCGAUGGGAACUUUGCUGUGGUCCGUGAGUGUGUAGAGAGGUCCACAGGGCGAGCGUAUGCACUGAAGAUCAUUAACAAGAGCAAAUGCAGAGGGAAGGAACACAUGAUCCAGAAUGAGGUGUCCAUUCUCCGGAGAGUGAAGCAUCCUAAUAUUGUUCUGCUGAUUGAAGAAAUGGACACAUACAGUGAACUCUACCUGGUCAUGGAGCUGGUCAAGGGUGGCGACCUCUUUGAUGCCAUCACCUCCUCCAACAAAUACACAGAGCGGGACGCCAGCGGAAUGCUGUAUAACCUGGCCAGCGCUAUCAAAUAUCUGCACAGCCUUAACAUUGUUCACCGUGACAUCAAACCUGAGAAUCUUCUGGUCUAUGAGCACCAGGAUGGAAGCAAAUCCCUGAAACUGGGGGAUUUUGGCUUGGCAACAGUUGUGGACGGUCCGCUUUACACUAUAUGUGGCACACCAACCUAUGUAGCUCCAGAGAUUGUCGCAGAGACUGGGUAUGGAUUGAAAGUUGAUAUCUGGGCGGCCGGGGUCAUAACAUACAUAUUGCUUUGUGGAUUCCCUCCUUUCCGAGGUAGCACAGAUGAUCAGGACGCUCUUUUUGACCAGAUUAUGACGGGACAGCUGGAUUUCCCUCUUCCAUACUGGGAGAAUUUAUCUGACUCUGCAAAGGCACUUAUUACCUGCAUGCUACAGGUGGAGGUCGAACAGAGAUACACAGCUCUCCAGGUGCUAGACCAUCCCUGGGUCAAUGAUGACAGGAUGUGUGAGAAUCAGCACCAGUUGUCUGUGGCCGGCAAGAUUAAGAAACAUUUCAACAUGGGCCCCAAAUCCAACAACACCACAGCAGGAGUCACUAUCAUAACAACCACCCCUCUUGAUAAGGAAAGGCAGAUUUUCAGACGAAGACGCCACCAGGAUGUGAAAGCAGCUGCUUCCCGCAGCACCCAGAGCACCGUCUCCUCCAGCCCCGCCACCGGCCUGAGCUUCUCUCCAGCGGAGUUCACCUCCGAGUCAGAGGAUAUUUCCCCCAGCUCGGCCGACACGGUCCGCUCACCAACAUCUCCGUUUUAAACACACCCCUGUCUUGGCAGGAAUCAAUGGAAAAUGAUCUAGAAAUAAAAAGUAAAUCGACUUGUCUAUAGCAAAAGAUGAGAGUUGUUGAAAUUGAAUGUUUGUUACGUGGUGGAGCAGAUGUGAUUAACUAGCACUGGAUGGGUUGGUUUCCUCUGUUUAAUUCUGUGAGGGUAGCACACCUGAAUAGGUGUAAAAAUAAUCUCACUCUAACUCUAAACAUUUUGUUUUUCAUCCGAAAUUCUGAAUUAAGAAGCUCUUGUCAUUUUUUAAGUGUUUUCUCUUCAUAGCUAUGUUUGGUGCUAUAUGAGGUUUUGUUUGUAGACCAUCCUAGUCUUUUGCACCCUCGAGUGUUUGAUAUGAAGUAAUGCAGCCAAACCUCCCACUCUGUUUCUAGUUACGCACACAUGACUGUCUGUUUAAUACUUAUAAUAAACCUGCAAUGUCUUAACAUCUUUUCUUUUAGUGACAAAAUCUUUUACGUGAGUUUUUACCUUUUGUAUUAACUUUAUAUAUUUAAAAUAUUUUAGGUUUGUACAUUUAUUUCAAACUGAUAACUUAUAUUUGCAUAUUUCAGCAUUUUCUUUAUGAAACAUGUUUUCUGUCUGUUGUUAAGAAAUUAGAAUGUUCUUUCUAAAAUGUGUAAAAUGCCUGAAUAGUUGAAGCUCUUUUUGAUGUAUGUGGCUGUAGAAAUGCUUGUUUGAACUUAAAGGGUCAGUUCUUUCAAAAAUUAGCCCAUAAAUUACUCACCCUAAAGUCAUGCUAGGUGUAUAAGACUUUCUUUUUUCAGACGAAUCCAGUCAAAGUUAUAUUAAAAGUUGUCUUUGAUCUUUCAAGCUGUUUAAUGCAACUCAGCGGGUGUUGCAGUGCAUCAG